GGGCUGUUUGCAUUCCUCUCCUGGAAUGGGAGCAUCGCAACGAGUGGAGGCAUCCGUGGUGUGUGUGUGUGUGUGGCUUUAAACUCUAUCUGUGCGGUGCAAGCCUGAAACACAAUGCAAGAAGCUGGAGAGGAGCCAGGAGACCAGUUUGCAGACCAGAAGAGCGGCCCAUUUGAGAACACUCUGCCUGACAAUGUUGGGUUAGAGCCAGACGCUGACAUCUACAUGGACUUCAUGAAAACGCAUCAGUGUUACGAUGCCAUCCCGACCAGCUCAAAGCUUGUGGUGUUCGACACGACCUUACAGGUAAAGAAGGCCUUCCUGGCGAUGGUGGCUAAUGGUGUGCGGGCUGCCCCUCUCUGGAACAGCAAGGAGCAGUGCUUUGUGGGCAUGUUGACCAUCACUGACUUCAUCAACAUCCUGCACAAGUACUACACAUCUCCGAUGGUGCAAAUCUAUCAACUGGAGGAACAUAAGAUUGAGACUUGGAGAGAGAGUUAUUUACAAGGUUCUUUGAAGAAACUGGUCAGUAUCUCUCCGAAUGACAGCCUGUUCGAUGCAGUUUACUCUCUGAUCAAGAACAAAAUUCACCGGCUGCCAGUGAUUGAUCCAGUGUCUGGGAACGUGCUCUAUAUCCUGACUCACAAACGCAUCCUAAAGUACCUGCACCUCUUUGCCUCCAAGCUGCCCAAGCCGGCCUUCAUGAAGAAGACACUCGGAGAGCUGAGGAUCGGGACCUACAGGCAGGUGGCCUUGGUGGAGGAGACCUCUACCGUGUUCCAAGCUCUCACCAUCUUCGUGUCACGGAGAGUGUCCGCACUACCCGUCGUUAACAACCUGGGUAAAGUGGUGAAUCUUUACUCGAGGUUCGACGCUAUAAACCUUGCUGCUCAGAAGGCUUACAACAAUCUGGAUGUGAGUGUGAAGGAGGUGUUGGAGCAGAGGUGGCAUUGCUUUGAGAAUGUUCUCAAGUGCUACGCCCACGAGACCCUGGACGUCAUCAUUGACCGUCUCGUUGAACAUGAGGUCCAUCGCCUGGUGUUGGUGGAUGAGGAGGACGUGGUCCAAGGGAUUGUCUCGCUGUCCGACAUGCUCCAAGCGCUCGUCCUCUCUCCGGCAGGCCUCAAUGAACUGUCACCACUCCACCACACCGGAGCUCCCGCGCAGGUUACGGGGACGGGCGGCCCGUGAGCUUGCGGGCCGCGCAUCGCAGAGUGAACAUCUCCUCGCAGGACGAGCUCGCGGCCGAAGGUCAGCGAUUCCCGGGAUUUCCACGGGAGAAGAUUCCGUGCGUGGACAGCCUCGGAUUGAACGUGUGGGACGGAACUGCAGAUGCUGGUUUAAACCGAACCCAGGCAAAAAACGCUGGAGUAACUCGGCGGGACAGACAGCAUCUCUGGAGAGAAGGAAUGGGCGACGUUUCGAU
Molecule: messenger RNA, 1426 nt
Organism: Leucoraja erinaceus (little skate)
Lineage: Eukaryota; Metazoa; Chordata; Chondrichthyes; Rajiformes; Rajidae
Product: 5'-AMP-activated protein kinase subunit gamma-1-like
Exons: 13
Coding region: 115-1191 (358 amino acids)
Source: RefSeq, a predicted model, not a curated record